UAGUAAUCAACAACAGUUGUUUAUGUUUUUAAACAUUUCAGUUUGUGAAAAUAUUUAAUAAUUUUUAUUAUAAUGGAUUGUUUAGAAGAUUCUCAGCGCGUGCGCACCAACCCCACAAAGAAAUGGAAUUUGGAGGAAGAGAAGUCCUUAAUAGAAUUUUUGAUAGCAAAUCGUGAGAUAGAGAAGCCAACAGCGCAGGCUUACUACAAACGUUUUUCAGUCGAGACAAAGGUAGAAGUAGAUUGGAAGCUUAUCCGAUCUAAGGUAAGGAACAUGCGCACCAGCUACAAUAAAGCCAAAGGUUGGGAGGGAUCAACCGGGGCAGGCAGCAUGGAUGGCGAAACCAUGAAAGCGUCACUAAUAAAAAUGUGUACAUUUUUUUAUGAGCUGGAUGACAUUUUUGGAUCCAGGAUUGUCGAUAAUGCUGUUAUUGAUGAUAGCCUUUCUUCCGACAAUUUCGACUGCACCGAUGCAUGCAUUGAAGAAAGUCUACAUAAAGAAAUUGAAAAUGUAGCUUCCACGAGCAAGAAAGGAAUUUAUUCCAGAACAGCAUUGUCCGACAUUUUGCAAAUGCAAACAGAAAUGCUUAAUUUUAAAAAAGAAAGAGCUGAAAAAGAGCUAACUUUAAAGGAAAAAGAAUUUAGUUUAAAGGAAAGAGAAAUAGGGCUGAGAGAAAAGGAAAUAGAAAGCAACGAGCUUAUAAAAGUUAAGGAGCUGGAAAUGAAGGAGAGGUUAGCAAUGGAGGAGCUGAAGCUAAAAUACAAACAAUAAGUAUAUAAGUUAUGGAUAACAGUCUAGUAUAUAGACCACUCUAUAGUCUAGUCCAAAGUCUAGUCUAUAGUCUAGUCUAUAGUCUCUAGUCUAUAAACCAAUCUUUAGUCUAGUCUAUAGUCAAGUCCAUAGGCUAGUCUAUAGU
This is a messenger RNA of Lucilia cuprina (Australian sheep blowfly), 916 nucleotides long. RefSeq lists its product as uncharacterized. Lineage: Eukaryota; Metazoa; Arthropoda; Insecta; Diptera; Calliphoridae. The record is from RefSeq and is a predicted model, not a curated record. Bases 73 to 771 code for a protein of 232 amino acids. The transcript is spliced from 4 exons.